Molecule: messenger RNA, 7859 nt
Organism: Astrephomene gubernaculifera
Lineage: Eukaryota; Viridiplantae; Chlorophyta; Chlorophyceae; Chlamydomonadales; Astrephomenaceae
Source: the annotation of a GenBank genome assembly
GACCAAGUAAGCUGUAAUAUUGUAUACAGACCCCUCUCACGUAUACAGGAUAAGACGUGUACAGGCCUACGUGGCAACAUUCUUUCACCUUGCCUUGUCCCUCAACCUUAAGAUGCUAGAGCCUUGACACGCAGCUGGAUUCGGACCAUAGUGUUAUUCCAUCUGCCCACCAUGGCUCAACCGCUAGGGACAGAACCCAAGCCAAAGACAAGGACGUCGUCUCGCGUGUCCAGCGCACUUAAGAGCGGAGUCGUCUAUGGUGGAAGCGCUGUACUAUCAGCUGUAAAUAAUAUUACACCGCAUAUUGCUGGCGCGGUGGAUAUCUUGGUCGUUGAGCAACCCGACGGAAGCAGGAAGGCAACUCCCUUCUAUGUUCGCUUUGGUAAAUACACGGCCCUGCGUACCGGGGAGCGCAACGUCAAGCUCUAUGUCAACGACGAGCUGGCGCCGUUCGGGAUGCACAUUGGCAUGUAUGGACAGGCCUACUUCGCGACAGAGACUAUCGAGGUUACAGGAGGCGACGAGGAGGAUGCGGAGGCGCUGCUCGAGGACAUGAUGUCCCCGCCCAGCGGCUACUCCAGCGGCGCUGACGCGGACACUGCGGAGGCGGGGGAGACGCUGACGGCUGUACGGCAGCGUGUGAACGGCCUGAAGGAGGCUGUACGGAAGGGCCUUGGCAGGAACAGAAGCGGCACGGCAGGUCGUCUCAGCACGCCGCCAGCCCUGGGCAGCAGCAUGCCGAACAGUAGCGCAGCCGGCGCUGGUGCGUUCGCCGCAGCAGCACAUGAGGUGCCACCCCAACUGCAGCAACAGCUGCUGGAGCCACCGCAGCCGCUGCUGCUGUCAGCCCAGCACCUUGCCCCCCUGGAGCCCUGCCUGUCAGCAGCUGACCGCAACGAGUCCUUCCUGUCCGCACGCGAGACGCUGGCCACACCCCUCAGCGACGAGCUCGUAUCUGCAGCCGCAUCGAAUGCUGGAGGCGGCGGCGGGUCGCUGAGGCGCCUGCAGCAGCAGCAACACCAGCAGCUACUGCAUCAUGCGAUUGGCUUGGCGACUUUAGGUCCUGCAGGCGGCAGCUCCGCUAGCCUCCUAGCGGAGAGCGAAGGUGUUAGCCCGUGCGGCUGGUCCGAGGAUGAUGAUGAGGAGGGUGCUGCGGGCGCUUUGCCACGCAGCGAUGGCGGCCCAGCAGGUCCGCUGCGACCGCAGACAGCGACCCAUGGGUCAUACGGAGACACUGGUGGCUGGGGUUGCUCCCCUUGCCCGCCUGGCCCGGAAGACAGCUCAUCAUUGCCGCGGGCUGCGUCUCCGCAGCAGGAAAGCGGGUCUGCCACCGCUCCUCCUCCGUCCCUACCAGAGCAGCGGGCUAGUCAAGACCCACAACCGCAGCAACAACACUCGCAGCUGCAUGCGGCACCGCCGGGUUGGCUGCCGGGAGCUCCGGGUGUCCACGCACACCAUGCGCCGCAGCAGCCCCUGUACCAGCAGCUGGGCUUUCCGGAGAACCGCCCAAUCGCAGCAGCAGCAGCAGCGGCGGCAGCAGCGGCAGCGGCAGCGGCAGCCCCGAACUGUCCCUCCCAUGGUGUCCCUGUGGGCGGCGGCACGGAGGCAGCAGCAGCAAACGGGGCAGCGGCAGCAGCAAAGGAGGCAACAUGCGCGGGUCCAGGACGGCCACUGGCUGGGGGGCCUGAGCGGUUUGCCAGCCCGCGGGUUGAUGGUAUCAUGGGUGGGCCUUGCAGCGCACCAGCUGAAGCGCCCGUGGUGCCAACAAUAACAACAACCAGCAGGGGCCCCGCGACUGUGUCGGCUGCCGGUAUCGGUGGUAUCGGGGAAGCACAACUAGGCGGCCAUGGCCGGCAUUGUCCGCCCUCCGUGUCCCCGUCAACAGGGGACAGCCUCGCAGCCGCAGUGGCGGCAGAAAGCGCGACCCAUGGGUCAGGCUCCCACCCGGCGAUCAGCCUGCUCUCCUCCAGCCUCCGCGGGGCCAGCGCGGGUUCAGGUGCGCAUGAGCAUGUCGCGGGGGCGCCCCCAUGUGUACCCUCAUGUAGUCCGCCGGCCCUUGGAAGCAGCCCGUACGGCAGUACUGCUGCAUGCCCCAUUGCAACAGCAGCCGCGGCUGCAUCUGCACCAUAUGCGGUCGCAGCGUCAAGGACCUCGCCACCGCCCUCGGCAGUAGACGGGGCGGCCGCAGCGCAGCCUGCGUCCUGUCGCAGGGUAUCCGUAUCUAUAUGCCCCGCUCGCGAAGACAGCUCGGGCGUGCGGCUGAAGCUGUCUCUGCUGCCGCCACUGCCGCCGCCAGAGCAGCAGCAGCAGCAGCAGCAGCAGCAGCAUGCACUCGGGUUCGCGUUCGGAGCGGCUGCACCGGUAGUCGCACCGCACGCGGCUGGAGGUUGUGGCAGCGGCCCCGCGGCUGGCUUCUUCGCAUCUGCCGUGGAGCGCUCCGCUGCCUCGGCAUCCAUGCAGCCCCUUCCCCACCUUCAUAACUACCCCCACAGCCACCACCACCUCCAUCCGCACCCCCACCAUGCUCCCGUUGCCACCCCAGUUCCGCACCAUUACGCUCACCCCCACGCCCACUCCCUCACCGACGAACACCACGCCUUCCUGCACUCCUCCUCGGCGCCGGUACCCACCUCCGGAGCCAUUGAUGCCGCCGCUACUGCGGCUGCUGCUGCUGCGGCCGCAGCGGCUUCCGCUUCCGCUGCUGCGACGGCGGCGGCGGCUGCAGGAUCCCGAAGCAUCAGCCACUCCCAAGUGGCGCCUCCGUCGCCUGUGCAACCGGUACUGGAGUUCUCGCUAUGUGGUGGCAUGCUCACAGUGCAUACACCGUACUCGGAGGCGUGCGCCUGCUUCGACGCCUUUCGGUUAUCGCAGCAGGCCUUUGCUACACGCGGCGUGGCGCUGCUCGACAGCACCGGUACGGACCUUGUCGUACGGUUUAGCAACGGUGUGAUCUAUCCCUGGCAUGCCUUGACGUACAGCCUGAUCGGCCUCAUGGCGUUCGGCGUCUGGCGAGUGCCGCCGGAAACGCCCUUCUGGGCACCGUCGGGACUCGCCGCGACGCUAGCGGAGGCGCCGAUCACGCCGACGGCGGCGGCGGCGCUUCUGGCAGCGGCCUCGGCGCAGGGUACACGUGUUGCUGAGGCUGCCAAGGAGGAGGCGGAUGCGGCCGGACGAGUGAGCGGGAGCGCGAACACAACGCCUAAGAAGGGCGGCGGCACGAGCGGCAGCAGCUGGCGGAUCUGGCCGUUCGGCGGGCGUCGUGACUCCAAUGCGGCUCGUACGUCGACCACUGGAGGCGGCGGCGGCGGGGCGGCGGCGGCCCGGUCGCUGCCGCAGGGGAGCCCAGCGGCGGAGGGACAGGCUGCUGUUGUGGAGAGGAGCACUGGCGGCGGGGAUGGGGCGGUGAGCGGGAGUGUGAGCGGCGCGGGUGCAGCAGGAGGGGCAGCAGCGCUACCGGCGCCGUCGUCGUUGGAGGCCAGGAUUGCCGUGCAACAAUUACCCGACGGUGCUUUCGCUGCUGCUGCUGCUGUUGCUAGGGAGGGCUCUGGCGGCAACGGCGGAGUGGCAGCAGGAGCUUCACCAGUGUCUACGGGGGCGUAUGGUGGUGCUGCGGGGGUUGCUGCGGGAUCGGGCUCCACACCAGCCGCAACGGCACCACCGGAAGCAGUCGCAGCCGGCAGCGGUACCCGGGGCGGUGGCGGCGGCGGUCGGCGUCACACGGUCAUCACCAAGAAGAGUCUGACGCCGGGGGCGGAGCAGCUGGCGGCGCUGCCGCUCAAGCCCGGUCAGAACACCAUCGUGUACAAGAUCGGCGGCAGCGAGUUGCGCGCCUACGUGUACCUGCUGCACUGGCGCACGCGCAUCGUCAUCUCCGACAUCGACGGCACCAUCACCCGCUCCGACGUGCUGGGCCACCUGCUGCCAGCCAUGGGGCUGGACUGGUCGCACCCGGGCAUUGCGCAGCUGCUCACCAACAUUCGGCACAACAACUACCUGAUCAUGUACCUGAGCUCCCGCUCCAUCAGCCAGGCCAACAUCACCCGCGACUUCAUCAACACGCUGGUGCAGGGCCAGCACCGCAUGCCGCUGGGGCCCGUCAUCAUAUCGCCGCACGGCCUGCUGCCCUCGCUGUACAGGGAGAUGAUCCUGCGGCGGCCGCACGAGUUCAAGAUCGCGACGUUGCAGGACAUCCGCGCGAUCUUCCCGCCUUCUUGGAACCCCUUCUACGGCGGGUUCGGAAACCGCGACACCGACGAGAUCAGCUACCGGGCGGUGGGGGUGCAGCCCUCGCGCAUCUUCAUCAUCAACCCGCGCGGGGAGCUGCGGCAGCCACUGGGUCUGAUGGAGCAUGUGGGGCAGCACCACCAACACCACUCGAAGCACCACUCCAAACAUCACCACGGCAGCAGCAGCAAGAUCAAGCACCCCAAGAGCAGUGCCAGCAGCAAGGACAACGACGGUGCUAAGGAGGUAGCCACUGAAGACAACAAGGACAGUAGCCAAAGCAACGUCAUGCCAACAGAUGCCGGCAGCGAAGGCACCACUGCAACCAUGUGCCCAUCGCCCCCGGCUGAACCCGCUUCCGCCGCCUCAGCAGCCGCAGCAGAAGACGCGGGUGACACCGGCGGUGUUGACGGUGUUGUCUGCGGCCACCACCCCCUCCCCGGCGCCGAGUCCUCUUCCGGCUCCGCCUCCGGCCUCAGCGCCUGCGGCACCUUCCCGGCCUCCUCCUCCGCCGCCGCCGCCAGCCCCACCCAGGCGGCGAGUGCCGCCUCCGCCCCCCUGCUGGGUGCCAGCCCGCGCGCCUCCGAACCGCCGCUGCCGCUGCCGCCGCUGCGCAGCCCCACUGCCUCACAGCGCCCCCGGAGCGCUGUUGGCAGCACGGCGGCAGGGGGAGCUGCAGCAGCAGCGGGAGCGUGCCUGCCUGCGGCUGCGGGUGGGGCGGAUGCUGGUGGGGGUGCUGCGGGAGGAGCAGCAGCCGUGACGGGAGCUGGAGCAGGGGCUGCUGCUUCUAACCCGCAGCCGCCGCCUGUUCCUCCCACUGCGCUGUCUUCGCUGUCCGCGAUUAACGAGCUGGUGCACCACAUCUUCCCGCCGUUGCGGGAUGGCGAGGUGGUGACAGAGGAGGAGGAAGAUGGGGAGGAGGAGCAGCAGGGGGGCGAGGAUGAAGGCGACGACAUGGAGAAGGAUGCGGAGACGGAGGCGGAGGCGGGGGGUGCUGAUGGAGGCGGUGGCAGCAGCAGCGGCACCACCACUAGCAGCGGCUUUACAGAGAGCGGUGGUGGUGGUGGUGCUGGUGGGAGUAGCAGCAGCGGCCGCAGCGGCGCUUCCGAAGGACUCACCGAGGAGGGCAGUGGCGGGGGGUGUACCAGUGGCCCCAGCAGCAGCGGGGCCAGCAGCCGUCGCUCCAGCGGUGAGAGUGCGGUGAGGAAGGGAAUGGAGGGUGACGAUGACGACGCAGCCAUGCAGGGCAGACGCAAGUGCGGAGCUGGUCGGAAGGCUCUGGAUUUAGGCAGGGUGGCUGCCUCGGCAGGGGCGGCACCGGCGGCGGCGGCGGCUGUGUUACUCAGUGCUGAGGCAGCAGUAGCAGCAGCAGCGGAGGAAGCUGAGGGCUGGCGUGUUGCUGGCACACCGAGGAAGGCCGCAUGUCCUGUCAGGACCCCCACGAGCAGGGCUGAUGCUGUGGUGGUGGCGGGGACGGGGGAGGGUGGUGGUGACGGCGCGGAGACGGAGACGGAGGUGGGGGGGGAUUGCUCUCCCAAGCGAGCUGCUGCCACGUGUGGAGGGUCAGCGAAGCUUGCCGGGGGCAUGGCUGGGUGUGAGGACGAGUCGAAGGAUGCCGGGGAGGGAAGGGAGAAGGAGGAGGAGGAGGAGGAGGGGAGAGCGCAGGUGGAUAGGGUCAUGCGGGCGCGGGGCGGCUUGGAUGGGGGUGCGGCUGGUGUUGGCGAUGUUGUGGUUGGGGGUGAGGAGGCGCCAGGUGUUGUCAUGGGAACCGGCAGCCCGCAGCAGCUGGAGGCGGCAACCGCUUGCAGGGCGGUGGUGGUGGGGUCGCCCAGGGUCGCGGUGUCGCCGGUGGGGGCGGCGGAGGGAGUGGGGGUGAAGGCCGUGUCUCAAUCGGCGUAGUCGUGCUGUGUAUUUGGCGGCGGUGGUUGUGUGGAAAUGGGGGCGGUGGUGGAGGUGUGCUACCGUGCUGUGAGAGGGCUGCAAAGCGAGGAGCGAGGAGCCGGUGACGUUGUGAGACUUGUAGGGCUUGACGAUGUAGGGGGGGAUGAGGGAGAUGCAUGGAGCGAUCAUUCAUCGGCGUGAUCGUUGCUUUGGUUGUUCGUUUUUGAGGGCCUUCAUCCGCUGGUCGCCUACCUAGGCUGGCAUGAGGUAAUCAUUGGUUUGAGGGUGGCACUGGCCUCCCGGUACUCUGAUCUGCUUGGGGUCGUGUUGUUGGGCCAAGCUGUUGGGCCAAACUCACGCUAGGUGUGUUUCCUUGCAGGGUUGCAGGGGUGCGUGGCCGUAAUGCUUGGGAAAGGAGUGCUUGAGGCCGCAUGGCACGUACAACUCAAUAUACAUACCGGUACAUAACCCGCCGCGUCGCUGUAGCCGCGUGGUUGGCCUGAGGAAGGGGCUUUGUCCUGUUACUGGGGACGGGCACGUGAACUGUUUCAUAUGCACUCCUGGAGAUAGGCAACAGAGGCCGGUAUCGCUUUUUGGCUCUUCGUACGCCAUGCAUGCCUUUACCGCAUGCUUGUGUAGUCGGUGGUCGCGAGCAGAAUUGCAAACCUUGCAAGGAACAGGUACUUUGAUUGUCCGCGGCGUUGGGUAGGUGAGUGGAGGGACACAAGAGGAGGAGGAAGGAGGAGGGAUGCUGCGAGGUGGGUCGGGGCUUGAUGAUGAGGUUGGGCCUUGACGGGUGUUGUUUGGGGAGAGGCGGUUGGCAGGGGCGGGGGCAGAGGGGUGGGUACAAGUGCGUGUCGCCUCCGGCUGUUUUGCUUUUUGGGGCCGGAGUACAUGUGUAGCUGAGAAGUGAUGCGGCAUUGACAGGGAGAUAAGAGAGGGACGGAGAUGGGGAGAGAUGGCGGAAGUGGUUCGGACGUGAUGUACAGUUUUGCAGGCAGUGUCACUGAGAGGCUAGUGGAGGCUAGUGGAGGCUAGUGGAGUUUGGAGCUAUCAGGCAUGGCAGGCACGCACUGGAGGCUUUCCAUUAUGACACGUACGUAAUCGGACCGGGAGUCUAGAAGGGUGGUGGUGGUGGUGGCGGUGAUGCCGAGGAGGAGACCGGAAUGGGCUGGUAAUAUGUGGAUGGUUGGUAUGUUGCUGCUUGCGCAGCCAUACAGCAUAGUUUGUGUGUCAUGCGACCGUGUACGGUGUGCUAUUAAGGUGUUGAAACGUAAGGUGUGUGUGGUGGGGGGGUUUCUAUAUAGUAGUUGCGCAGUAGCAGUUGACGUCGCCUGCCGGUGUGUCAGUGUGUCAGUAUGUCAGUGUGUCAGUGCGUAGGGACACCUCGUAAGUCGUAACUCUUCAUGGUAUGCUAUGCUGCUAUGUUAUAUGUAUAAAUUGUUGGCUGAGUCCUUCUUAUUGACUUUUCGCUUCUCUGGUACCCUGUAUUCCCGAGCUUUGUCGAGAGAGAAAGAAUGGAGUGAGGAUUGACGCUUGUACUUGUAUCUCCUAAUGCGCUUCAUGAGAGCGGUGUUGUCGUCAACACUCGUGGCAUUGUCUGGCUACUAUACACAGCAGCUCCCAAGGUACCGUAUUACCCCAGCCAGGUGCUGUUUAGGAGUGCUGCUGCUGCAUAAGGACGUGUUGUAGUGUUCCAGACGUUUGUGAUUGCAAUGAAGGGUGGAAGCGGUGAGCCCUGCGGGUCGCCAACA